AUGAAGGAUCCCUCCAAAACCAGCCGUGGCCCCCAGUGCCGCUUUGAGACGGUGGAGCUCCCUAACGCUUCUCGGCAAAUGGUUGAGAUUAGCAACAGGUACCUACUUCUCUCGACCCUGAACGAAGCAGCUACGCGCUGCAUCAUCAAAGCCAUUCUGUUCGCUAUACUUGACGAAGUUGCCCCUGUUCAGACCCUGGCACCUGGCCUCUGA
Penicillium mononematosum is the source of this 213-nucleotide messenger RNA. RefSeq lists its product as uncharacterized. The transcript has 2 exons. Lineage: Eukaryota; Fungi; Ascomycota; Eurotiomycetes; Eurotiales; Aspergillaceae. The record is from RefSeq and is a predicted model, not a curated record. The coding region runs from base 1 to 213 and encodes 70 amino acids.